GAUGGGCGGAGUCGGCUCGGCACGGAACAUCCUGAAUGAUGUGUUCGAUUGACGCAAACUACGGAUAAACGGAGCAACAACAACAUCGUACAAGAAUGGGACGUGGUGCAGUCGGAUUUGUCUUCACUCACCACCGCCGAUUAUUUUUCAGCGUUCUAUCCCGGGGCGAAUAGCUUUUCCCCGGAGAGGCUAACGACUAGCUCGGCGGCGCCGGCGGCGUGCGGGCGGUUGAGCUAGCGUCGGAGCUAGGCUAGGCUAGGCUAAGCUAAACAGUUGCUUUUCAGUUUCUAGCGAUUCCACGGAGCUCCCCGUCACCAGCGCUCCCCGGAGACAAUGGUGUACUUGUUGAACCCUCUGGAAAACCUGAGAAGCUACAUCAACAACCGCCCGCCACUGGUCAUUUUUAUGAUCAGCGUCAGCGCAGUGGCCAUAGCUUUCCUCACCGUUGGCUACUUCUUCAAAAUCAAGGAGAUCAAGUCCCCAGAGUUGACGGAGGACUGGAACACGUUCCUGCUGCGCUACAACGAGCUGGACUUCUGCGUGUCGGAGAAUGAGACCAUCAAGCACGGUCUCAACGAGUCAACCACGCCCGAGAGCCUCGCGGCAACCAGCGGGCAGGCACGGCCCAGCACGCCGGUGCCGCUGCUCUCCGAGGACUCUGGCUUUGUCAAUUUCUCGGUGCCCAUCACGCUCACCUUGGACCCCCAGAGGCCCUUCGGCGGCUACUCGCGCAACAUCACCCACCUGUAUGCCACCGUCCUGGGACAGCAGGUCGGCCUGUCUGGCCGAGAAUCCCACGAAGAGAUCAACAUCACGUUCACUCUGCCCGUGUCCUGGAACGCCGACGACUGCAUUCUCCACGGCCAUUGCGAGCAGGUUGUGUUCAGCACGUGCAUGACCAUCACGGCGGCCAGUAACAUCUUUCCGGUCACUGUGCGUCCUCCACACUGCAUGCCCGAGACGUACACCAAUGCCACCUCCUGGUACAAGGUGUUCACCACUGUGCGGGACUCGGACACCAAGUACAGUCAGGACUACAACCCCUUCUGGUGCUACAAGGGCGCCGUGGGCAAGGUGUACCACGCUCUGAGCCCCAAACUCACCGUCAUUGUGCCCGACGAUGACCGCUCCCUCAUCAACCUGCACCUGAUGCACACCAGCUACUUUCUGUUCGUUAUGGUCAUCACCAUGUUCUGCUAUGCCGUCAUCAAGGGCAGGCCUGUAAAACUACGGCAAAGCAGCCCCGAUUUCUUCCCUGAGAAGGUGGCACUGUCAGAAAGCUAAAAGGGUGCGAGAAGAUACGUUAAGGUAAUGUGACAACUCGAAAAAUAAAAACCAAUUGGGGAAAAAAAAUUGAAAAACACCAAUUGAUGACUCACCGUGUUGCCAGGCGGACUCUCGAGGAUGAUUUCGAAACUCCUUGCAAUGAUGUUGGGACGGUCCAACCAAAGAAACAAGUGCCUGUCAUCUGUGGUGUAAAUAAGACCUUGAGGAACCUUUUAUUUUCCUGUGUGUGUGUGUGUGUGUGUGAGAAAGAGAGUGUGUUUGUUAUUUUUGAAUUGCCUCAGAAGUCGUCCGGUGCCAUGUCAGGACAGUGCAGUACAAUGAGCAAGCGGCAUGCCACUUCAAAAAUGUAUUUGUCCGAAUCACACACUUAAAUCCGCAAAGGUAAAAAAUAAAAUAGAAAAGACACAUCUAAACAGGAUGUGACGGAGCACUUUUCCCAAGACGAGGUGUAUUUCUGAAGCCACGGCCUGAUUGUUGCCGUCUGAUUCAUAUUUCGGCAGUUAGCGUGCUAUCGCUACGUGGUCAUAGCCAGUUUUAGCAAGUUCAAGAAAUGGGCCACAGUUUUAGUUGUUUGAUUAGUAAUGACUAAGCCAGACUUUUUGCCGCCACUCCCCGCCCCGCACCAGAUCAGACCAAGUAGCAAAAGUUUAGUCACUCUUUGAUGAGGUCGUACAGGAAUGCGAAAGUGGCGGGAAAUUUCAUCACGGCAUUAAUGCUACAAGAAGAAUAUCAACCGUCAGAGCCACAGCUAAAUUGUUAGCAUCCCUUUGGAAUAAGUUCUAACGCGGUAACGACGUCAAUUUUUUUUUCACGUAGCCUUAUAAUACUACAUCGAAUGGAAACCCUGGCAAAGCAUCCCCCUGUUUGCGGGUGAAUUCUUGACAUAUUAAUGAAUUCAUCCACCGCAAAGUAACGCGCUCGCCAACAAACUUGAAUGUUCAUUUGUGACGUCUUGCAUCAGCCAUGAACCAGGAAGUAGCUUGCUCACAAACGGUAACGCCUUAACCCAAAUUUUUUACAUCCUUGCUUGGCCGCGAACUCUGAAGUAGCACGCUAACUGAUAAAAACGAUACCAGAUGAAUGCACGUUUGUGACAUUGCCAUGAAUACUGAUGAAGAUUUAAGUAGCAUUUGAUGACUUGGACGUUGCAUUUUCUUGGCCGUCUGAAUCAUUAGUUUGCAUUUUACUUUCUGAGUAAUCAUACAAAUGUGUGAAUGGUGUUUAUUUUACGGUAACGGUCAAGUAGCAGGCUUGCCUACAAGCAAGUUGAGAAAAAAAAAACUAUUUUUUGCGUUAGCUGCGAACCAGGAAGUCGACUUGGCGUUUGUCAGUAUGCUUGCUAUUUUCUGCUUUAUGGCUCCUGUCACAACUUGGGAAUGCGACGAGCACUUUUCAAGAAAUUGCUUCAAUCUGCAAGGAAAAAUUGCUUGCCCGCGCUUAGCUGAAAUUGGCAGCGUCACCAUGUUUUUGGCCGUCUGUUCGUUGGGAGGCUACUUCCUUGUCAAUGGCCGAAUCAGCAAUGUGUUGCAGAACCUCUUCCAUAGCCCGGGUUGGCUAUUAUU
Hippocampus zosterae (dwarf seahorse) is the source of this 2849-nucleotide messenger RNA. Its product is annotated as transmembrane protein 248-like. The transcript has 7 exons. Lineage: Eukaryota; Metazoa; Chordata; Actinopteri; Syngnathiformes; Syngnathidae. The coding region runs from base 334 to 1284 and encodes 316 amino acids. The record is from RefSeq and is a predicted model, not a curated record.